This is a messenger RNA of Nicotiana tabacum (common tobacco), 1949 nucleotides long. NCBI's taxonomy places the organism in Eukaryota, Viridiplantae, Streptophyta, Magnoliopsida, Solanales, Solanaceae. The record is from RefSeq and is a predicted model, not a curated record.
GAGAGCCCAAAUCUAAAACCAAAGCAAAACGUGAGCGACUCUCCAGCUUGGUCUAAGUCCUUGUCCUCACGUUCCAUCUCUCCUCCUACCUUAUUAUUUGUAACCUCUAUUCUUUCAAUAAUAAUGUCCAAUAAACAAUCAAAUUCUCUCUUCUUCAGCUGAUUUCUUUCUUAAGUUUAGUAUUUUAUUCUCUCCGCCUUAUUCUCUUCGUUUUCGACGUGUUCAGCUCAAACUAGACGUCUUUCCAAGAAUCUUAAACCAACCCCAUUUAAGUAUUUUACCCAAAAAGCCUCUUUGUCAGGUUCUCUGUUUACAACAUUUGUGGAAUCGUACUAAUUUGAGCCACCGAAGAUUAUUACGUAUGUUGUUCAGUUGAUUGGAUUUGCGUACGCAUAUUGGAAGAGUGCAAAUUGAAGGAUCCAUUUGAAUAAGUAUCGCGGAGAGGAAAUCAAGAACGGGCUUUUUGGGGCGUUUGGUUUGCGAUUGCAUAGUAGAUGAGGAUUGAGUUUGAUGUGAAUUUUUGUUGCUAGUAAAAUGAACUAAUGAUAAGGUUCAACAAUGAAGUCCUUAAACAUGGAGAAGAGAUGGAUAUUUCCUUUGGUUAUAAGCUCAUUUGUGUGUUUCUUCCUUGUUGUAACCUCCUUUAACAUGGGCCUUAUUACUUCAUUACACACAUUCAAUUCAAUCUUUUCAAUUUUCCCAACUCAUGUCAAGAUAAAUCAAACCAACCCGUAUUUUGCUGAAUCGAAAAUUAACCAAGCUCCAGCCCCUCCUGCUGCUCCUCCUGUCCCCCGUUUUGCUUAUUUGAUAUCUGGAUCAAAGGGUGAUCUAGAAAAGCUUUGGAGAACGCUGCAAGCGCUGUAUCAUCCACGGAAUUAUUAUGUUGUUCAUCUGGACUUAGAAUCGCCUCCACAAGAGAGAUUAGAGCUUGCUUCUAGAGUGGAGAAAGAUCCCAUUUUUGCACAGGUUGGGAACGUGCACAUGAUCGCCAAAGCAAACAUGGUGACCUACCGUGGACCUACCAUGGUUGCGAACACUCUUCAUGCUUGCGCGAUUCUCCUCAAGAAGUAUACGGAUUGGGAUUGGUUUAUUAACUUGAGUGCUUCUGAUUAUCCACUGGUGACUCAGGAUGAUUUAAUAUACACUUUUUCUGAUUUAAAGCGAGAGUUCAAUUUCAUUGAGCACACUAGCCGGCUGGGUUGGAAAGAGGGUCAAAGGGCAAUGCCGCUUAUUGUAGACCCUGGGCUCUAUAAGACAACUAAGUCUGACAUAUAUUGGGCCUCACCUAAGAGAGCUCUUCCCACAUCCUUUAAGCUCUUUACUGGUUCAGCCUGGAUGAUCCUCUCUCGUGCUUUUGUGGAGUACUGCAUAUGGGGUUGGGAUAAUCUUCCUAGGACCCUACUUAUGUACUACACAAAUUUUGUCUCUUCUCCUGAAGGCUACUUUCAGACCGUUGUGUGCAAUGCCCCAGAAUUUGCUACGACUGUUAUUAACCACGACAUGCACUAUAUUUCUUGGGAUUACCCUCCACGACAGCAUCCACACACUCUCAACAUUAAUGACACAGCAAAAAUGAUUGGAAGUGAUGCUGCCUUUGCACGCAAGUUCAAGCAAGAUGAUCCCGUUUUGGAUAAGAUUGAUAAAGAACUCCUCCAUCGAAGCAAUGGAAGUUUCACACCGGGGGGUUGGUGUUCUGGAAAACCUCGUUGUUCAAAGGUUGGAAAUCUAACGAAGCUUAAGCCAGGUCCAGGGGCUAAAAGGCUUCGGCGUCUUAUUGGUAAACUAGUUUUGACAGCUAAAUUUAGUCAACACCAGUGUAAUUAGUUUUACUUUUCCUGCCUACUGAUGAAAAGGCGAGGGGGAAAGAGAUUCAUUUAAAGAGCCAGAGAAUAACAUGUUAACGUUAGAUUAUUUUGUAAUAUAUGAAGUUUGCCAUAUCCUUGCCACUA